AUGGAUUCUGGCUCUUCAGACUUGCAAGACCUAAUGGUAAAACGCAGUUCUAUUAAGGGUCAAAUUACAAAAUUUAAAAAUUAUAUAGUCAGUAUUUCGUGUAAGGAGAUAUUAACUCCAUUAGAGUUUAGUGAAUUAACAAUUAAGCUCAGUAGAUUUGAAUCACUUUCUAGCCGGUUUGAUACAUUGCAAAAUCGAAUAGAGGUUUUAAAUUCCAGUAAUUUAGAUAGUGAGAUAGAUGAGAGGGAUGAUAUGGAACAGUUAUUUGUGACUAAUACGGCCGUUGCUCAGAGUAUUAUUCAGAAACAUCAACAAAAUAACCAUAGAGAUGAUAGUAAUUAUAAAGACCUGAAUUCUACUCAAAUGUCGUCUCCCGCUGGUCAGCAUGAAUUGGGAUUUAAAAUACCACACGUACAAAUUGCCAAGUAUGAUGGGACCUACUUCCGGUGGCUUGAAUUUAAGGACACAUUCUUGUCUAUUAUUCAUAAUAAUGAGCGUAUUGCACCAAUUCACAAAUUUUAUUAUUUAACUUCUUAUUUAGAAGGAGAUGCAGCUCGUGUAAUAUCUAAUUUGGAAGUAUCUAGUAAUAAUUACGAAACGGCUUGGAAUUUAUUGUGUGAGCGGUAUGACAAUAAACGCCAGUUAAUCAAACAUCAUUUAGAUUCGUUAUUGAACCUUCAAAACAUAGUCCGUGAAUCUGAUAAGGCACUUAGAUUUUUAGUUGAUCAUGUGACAAAGAAUUUACGAGCAUUGGGCAACUUGGGUCAACCCACGGACAAGUGGGAUAUUUUAAUCAUACACAUCAUGAGUUCAAAAUUAGAUAAUAAUACUCUUCGAAAAUGGGAGGAAUGGCGUGGUACAUUGGAUGACAUUCCUAAUUUAAAACAAUUUAGUAAGUUUUUAAUCGAUCGUGCUGACGUUCUAGAAUCAUUAAGUCGUAGCUCUACCAGUAAUAAAUUUAUUUCUUUGCCAAAGGGAUCUAACUCCAAAUUUGAAAGACCACAUAUUAAAUCGUUUGCUUGCACCAACGAAGUAAGUGCUCCUUCUAUAUCUUGCGUUAUAUGUAAUGGAAAGCACCGCAUUUAUGACUGCACUUCCUUUAAAGCUAAGGACAUAGAAGAACGUAUAAAUGAAGUACAUAAGUUAAAAUUAUGUAGCAAUUGCUUAAGGUCGGGUCACGCAACACGAAACUGUCGCUUGGGACCUUGUCGCAUUUGCAAAAGGAGGCACAAUAGUUUAUUACAUCGCUCAGUCACUGACGUAAGUACAUCUUCCUCACCACCGCAAUCCUCUCAUAACGCUACUGAUACAAUUGUUAAUUUGGCAAAUGAAAAUGUCUCUCAAGUCUUAUUGUCCACUGCUUUAAUAGAAGUAGUUAAUCCGAUUACACUCCAAAAGGAAAGAGUCCGUGCAUUGUUAGAUUGCGGCAGCCAAUCAUCCUUCAUGACGAAUAAUCUAAAAAAUAGAUUGUCAUUAAAAUCAAAUAGUAAUCAGUUGGUUAAUGUUAUUAGCGUAGGUAAUAAUGUUUUUAAUAAGGUUACAGAAACUUGUGUGGCGCAGUUGAAAUCUUUAACAAAGCCAUUUAACGUCACAUUGGGUUUCCUAAUAUUACCAGAAAUAACAGGCGAUUUACCUAAGGCAAAAAUAGACAUAAAUAAUAUUAAUUUGCCUAACAAUGUUAUCCUUGCUGACCCUAACUUCAACCAUCCAGCACCCAUUGAAAUCCUAAUUGGUGCCGAUAUUUUUUGGGAUAUCCUAGGUUGUGAGCAGCAUUCCUUAGGUCCGAAGCACCCUAAAUUAAGGAAUUCCCAAUUUGGUUGGUUAAUCUCUGGUCCCAUUUAUACCAACUUCUGUUACAAACAAGCUAGUACUCAAUGCCAUCAUACCGUAACUACAAAACCAGAUGAUAACAUUCAUCAAGAGCUCACUAAGUUUUGGGAAAUCGAAGAGGUUUCACUAAAAUCACUACUUAGCGAAGAGGAGAAGGCAUGCGAAAGGCAUUUUUUAUCACAUACUACUAGAUUAAAUACAGGUCGUUUUUGCGUUCAUCUUCCUGUAAAGGAUUCUCCUGAUUGUUUAGGCGAAUCAUAUACCUUGGCUAAAAGGCGUUUAGUAAGUUUAGAAAGAAAAUUCAGAAAGCAAUCAAGUUUGAAGACACAAUAUAUUGAAUUUAUGCGAGAAUACUCAGAAUUGGGACAUCUCUCCGAAUGUACAUUAACUGAAUAUGAUGAAGCUUAUUUUUUAUGUCAUCAUGCUGUGUUUAAAGACACAAGUGAAUCGACGAAAAUAAGGGUUGUGUUUGAUGGUUCUGCUCCAUCGUCUUCAGGCCAGUCUAUCAAUGACCUUCUUAUGGUGGGGCCCAAUAUGCAGGAUACACUUUUUUCUAUUUUAAUUAGAGCUCGUCAACAUAAGUAUCUCCUUACUGGAGAUGUAGAAAAAAUGUAUCGACAAAUUCAAGUAGCUAAGAGAGAUCGCAAGUUUCAAUUGGUUUUAUGGAGGGAAGACGAGUCUGAGCCUAUUAAGGCCUAUGAACUUAAUACCGUAACAUACGGAAUGGCUAGCUCAAGUUAUUUAAGUACACGCUGUUUAUGGCAAUUAGGGGAAGAAAGUCCAGAUAAAAAAGUAAAAACCAUUAUACAACGAGAUUUUUACAUCGAUGAUCUAAUUACUGGAGCUGAAAAUGAACAUGAUUUGCGUUACAUUCACAAAGCUGUUUCCGAGGUCCUUCAAAAAGGUUGUUUUAAUCUUAGGAAGUUUAAAACCAAUUUACCGUCUAUUGUGCAAAACAAUUCAAAUAAUGAUGAUUUAUCAUUCAGUGAGUCAACAAGUACCUUGGGAAUUGGUUGGAAUCCGCCCACUGACACACUUCAUUUUCCUAUUAAAUUUCCAUGCUCUGUGGAAACCGCUAAUUUAAGUAAGCGUGCAGUACUUUCCUCUAUAUUUAGAAUAUUCGAUCCAUUAGGUUUAUUAAGUCCAUGUGUAGUAAGAGCUAAAAUUAUCUUGCAGCAAAUUUGGUUAUUAAAGGUCGGUUGGGAUGAACCAGUACCUGACAAUAUACAAAUGGAAUGGAACGGUUCCUGCCAUUACCGAGGAGGAGUUCGUCGCGGCCGUGGAUAA
Achroia grisella is the source of this 3117-nucleotide messenger RNA. RefSeq lists its product as uncharacterized. The record is from RefSeq and is a predicted model, not a curated record. The transcript has a single exon. Bases 1 to 3117 code for a protein of 1038 amino acids. Lineage: Eukaryota; Metazoa; Arthropoda; Insecta; Lepidoptera; Pyralidae.